AUGGACACUGACACAUUAGACACCUUGGGCUUGGCUCCCAUCGAAGCCCACCUCAAGGCGAUCCGCAGCGCCAACUCGACAGUCGAAGCCAUCUUUCGCGGGGCAACCAUCUCCAAGGCCACCGGCGUACUGCUGUUCAUGAAACUGGUCUUGGCGACCAACCGCAACGUCUUGAGUGCCGUUGACACGGGACUGCCGUUCGACCAAGUAUAUUUCCACGAACCAUUGUGGGCCAGGGUUGAAAAGCCGUACCGCAAAUACCUUACCACGAUCUUCAAGCUGGCCGGCCACACCGAGGUGGAGACGGCCAUUGACGUCGUGAUUGCGUUUGAACGCUUCUAUGCCGGGGUAGAGCUGCCCAAGCGUAGGCUCCAAGCGGCCGUGACGCCCACCCGGUUGUCGCUCAGCGACGCUAACGCAUCGUACCCAUUGGGACUAGGUCUCCAUUUGCAAGGGUUUGGGUUCGACGUCCACAAAGGGUGCAACACGACCACGGUCCUGCUGGAGAACCCCAAUUUCUUCGACUUCUUAGAAAAAAUGCUCAGCAGCUUACCCGUCGACGACCUCAAGACGAUCAUCGAGUACAAAGUGCUCGACUUCAACGCGCAGUACUUGUCAACACCGUUUGUGACAGCUCGUUCGGACUUCUAUAGCCUGGUGAGUUUUGUCCAAAAAGAAUCCCCACGGGCCACGAUCUGCCGCGAUCAGGUAAAGACGUCCAUGGGCGAUCUGCUGGGCACGUACUACCUCAAGGAAGUGUGGACGGACGAAAUCGCCGCGCGCGCCGACUCGCUCGUGCUGAAGCUGAAAGCGGCCUUCAAGACCGGACUGGACAGUGCGGGGUGGCUCGAUGACACAACUCGGGCCAACGCGACGACCAAGUUGUCCAAGCUCACCAGCCUCUUGGGGGGGCCUAAGAACCCCAAGACGUACCCCACCUUGACGUUUGACCCCAAGGCGUACAUUGCCAACCUGAACAAGGUGUCUGCGUUCGACAUUGCGUUUGACCUAGCUCAGAUCGACACUGUCUAUGACAAGGACAUUUGGAAUACUCCUGCGCACAACGCGAAUGCGUGGUACCAGCGGCCCCCGCUCUUCGAUGCCAAGGUGGACCCGUCCGCGAACUAUGCCGGCACUGGCGUUGCUAUCGGCCACGAAAUUACACACGGCUUCGACAACGUUGGCAGAUACUUUGACGGCGACGGCAAAGUUAAUCCGUUGUGGUCGGCUACCGUGAUGAAAACGUUCGACGAAAAAGCCAAGUGCUUCGUCGAGCAGUAUGGUUCCAUGGACAUCAAGAGCGAGCUCACGGGUGAAUUGUUCGGCAAGGUGGACGGCAAAUUGACCUUGAUCGAGAACAUCGCCGACAAUGGGGGCAUCAACACUGCGUACCGGGCGUACCGGGACUACGUGCACGCUGUGUCUGAAGCCACCGAGUACACCAAGGAAACAGGAGAAAAGUUGUUUUGGAUCAGGUACGGCCAAUGUUGGUGCGAAAAGAACAGCGACAAGUACCUCCAGUUUCAUCUCACCGACCCACACCCCCCUCGUCGCCACCGCUUGAUCAGGACAGUUCAAAACUCGGUCGAUUUUGCCAAGGCGUUCAACUGUCCUGUGGACUCGCCCAUGAACCCGACCAAGAAGUGUGUAACUUAUUGUGCAGAAUAG
This is a messenger RNA of Aphanomyces astaci, 1668 nucleotides long. RefSeq lists its product as hypothetical. Bases 1 to 1668 code for a protein of 555 amino acids. The record is from RefSeq and is a predicted model, not a curated record. Gene Ontology annotation, molecular function: metalloendopeptidase activity. Gene Ontology annotation, cellular component: plasma membrane. NCBI's taxonomy places the organism in Eukaryota, Oomycota, Saprolegniomycetes, Saprolegniales, Verrucalvaceae. Gene Ontology annotation, biological process: protein processing. The transcript has 2 exons.